Manis pentadactyla (Chinese pangolin) is the source of this 1905-nucleotide messenger RNA. RefSeq lists its product as uncharacterized. Gene Ontology annotation, molecular function: RNA-DNA hybrid ribonuclease activity; nucleic acid binding. Bases 498 to 1340 code for a protein of 280 amino acids. The transcript is spliced from 2 exons. The record is from RefSeq and is a predicted model, not a curated record. Lineage: Eukaryota; Metazoa; Chordata; Mammalia; Pholidota; Manidae.
CCAUCUAUCGCCAGGCUCUGGUGGCGGGUCUCCGCGGGGCCGCAAGGUGCCCCACCAAUUUGGCCAAGAAUAGCCAACCGCUGUUUGCUUUUGAGUGGAAAGAUCCUUCCACAGGAACUACUGGACAAUUGACCUGGACACGUUUGCCACAAAGAUUCAAGAAUUUGCCUACCCUCUUCGAUGAGGCUCUACAUCGAGAUUUGGCUUUUUACCGAGCCUCCAACCCACAGGUAACUUUGUUACAAUAUGUUGAUGACCUAUUAAUAGCGGCCCCUACCUGGGAAGCCUGCCAAGAAGCUACUGGAGCCCUUCUGACUGAACUUGCUAAACUGGGGUAUAGGGCAUCUGCCAAAAAGGCACAGAUCUGCCAACAACAAGUGACUUAUUUGGGAUAUUCCCUGAGAGAAGGUAAAAGGUGGCUCACUGAAGCCCGAAAGCAGACUGUGACACAGAUCCCGGUUCCCACUACUCCACACCAGGUUCGUGAGUUUCUGGGGAUGGCAGGGUUUUGUAGACUGUGGAUACCCGGAUAUGCUACCUUAGCCACCCCUCUGUAUCCCCUAACCAAAGGGGCGGCCCCGUUUGUUUGGGGAUCUGAACAACAGCAGGCCUUUGAUGAUAUUAAGAAGGCCCUCCUGUCGGCACCCGCUCUGGCAUUGCCAGACGUGACUAAGCCGUUUGUCCUUUUUGUGGAUGAACAGAGCGGAGUGGCUCGCGGAGUGUUGACCCAACAAUGGGGACCUUGGAAGAGACCUGUCGCCUACCUGUCAAAGAAAUUAGACCUAGUAAGUAGUGGAUGGCCCGCCUGUUUGAGAGUAGUGGCGGCCAUGGCCCUCUUAGUUAAGGAUUCUGACAAACUUACACUGGGACAGAAACUCACUGUGGUUGCUCCGCAUGCGCUGGAAAGCGUAAUUCGGCAACCACCUGAAAGAUGGAUGUCGAAUGCCAGAAUGACUCACUACCAAACCUUGCUCCUGAAUCGCGAUCGUGUGGAAUUUGUCCCGCCCGCCAUCCUAAACCCGGCUACUCUUCUCCCCGAUUUGGGAAAAGAAGUGCUCCAUGCCUGCCAGGAAAUUCUGGUUGAGGAGACGGGGACCCGCCGGGAUUUACGAGAUCAGCCCUUAGAAGGACCGGGACUCCUGACUUGGUACACGGAUGGGAGCAGUUACAUCAUGGUAGGUAAGAGGAUGGCGGGAGCUGCAGUGGUAGAUGAUGACCGGAUCGUGUGGGCCAGCGGACUCCCAACGGGCACUUCUGCACAGAGAGCAGAACUCGUCGCCCUGACCCAGGCUCUAAGGAUGGCGGAAGGUAAGAGACUUAACGUCUACACUGACAGCUGAUACGCUUUUGCCACCGCUCAUAUACACGGGGCUAUUUAUAGACAGAGAGGACUGUUAACUUCUGCCGGAAAAGAUGUUAAAAACAAACAAGAAAUUUUAGAUUUAUUGGAAGCCAUCCAUAGGCCUAGGGAAGUGGCAAUAAUACAUUGCCCUGGGCAUCAGAAAAAUGACUCUCCAGUAGCUCAAGGAAAUCGGAGGGCAGACCAAGCUGCGAAACAAGCAGCCCAGGGAAUGAACAUCUUAUCCCUCCAGGUAUACCCAGAAGCCACAUGUAUUAAGAGGUUCCAGUAUACACCCGAGGAUCUCGCUCAGAUGGACAAGCUGGGGUUCCAAAAAUCCUCACCCCUUGGAACAUAUGAGUCAGGAGAUGGGAAAAAUAUUCUGCCCCAGAAAGAGGCAGGAGAAUACUUAAAGCAACUACAUCAGUUGACGCAUUUGGGGGCCAAGAACCUAAAAACCCUGGCUCGAAACUCCCCUUAUCACAUCAUUGGUUUGGGAGAAAUGGCAGACGAGGUGGUGAGAAAUUGCGUUCCUUGCCAAUUGGUAAAUGUGAAUAAACGUCAAG